AUGGUUCAGUUUGACUUACCUAAGCAUCCAAGGCUCAAAUCCGCUCUCCACACUAUCACUCCCGAACGACGCUCUAUCAUCCGGCAUCUCCCAUCACGACUUGAGCUUCUCGACGUCCUCUGCCAGCGAAGUUUGGAGCGCCCAGUGGACAAGGCGACAAUCAAGGUUAGAAAUCCUCCCCCAUUCCCCAUCGAAGCGAACGAGACGCGCCGUAGCGAAACGACCACCUUCACCAUGUACCCCGGCCCCAAGCCCCCGACGCCUCACGUCCCCGGCAUCUACCGAUUCACAGCAACUGCCCUAGGCGCCGGCAUGUGGUUCUUCCUGAUGUACCGCGCGAAGAAGGAUGGGCCUGUGUUGUUGGGCUGGAAGCACCCUUGGGACCACUGAAGUAAACAACCUACGAGAGGGAAAAGCUUGGGCAGGUAAAUCGGGGAUUUGCACAAGAAGCGAUGACGGCAAUGGGGACGGAUCUCCUACUCUAGAGCCUACAGGCGGAUACGCCCACUUU
Molecule: messenger RNA, 511 nt
Organism: Colletotrichum destructivum
Lineage: Eukaryota; Fungi; Ascomycota; Sordariomycetes; Glomerellales; Glomerellaceae
Exons: 4
Coding region: 1-390 (129 amino acids)
Cellular component (GO): mitochondrial inner membrane
Source: RefSeq, a predicted model, not a curated record